This is a messenger RNA of Rotaria sp. Silwood2, 2004 nucleotides long. Lineage: Eukaryota; Metazoa; Rotifera; Eurotatoria; Philodinida; Philodinidae. The record is from the annotation of a GenBank genome assembly.
UAGAAUCCACUGUUUUCACAACAUAGGAUUUUCUGUGCAAAAUGGCAAAAAUAAAGGAGUUACUCAACAGCCUCUAUUACUGUCAUAUCUCUCUCGAUUUUUUAUGACUCAUCAUUGAUAUAGAUAUAUGAAUUAAGAGCACAUCCAUUGUAUCAUUGUCUUCUGAAAAGAAAAAUACCUAUAAGUCGAGUUCUACUUGACUGGUCUUGAUAAAUUUUUCUUAUUUUAUGGUCUAAUAAUAGUAAUUCACAUUUGAAAAAAAAGUAUUCCAUCUGUUGUGUCUUCUCAAAAAUCAUUGUAGCAAUGUCAAAUAUCUAGCUCUUAACGUCAACGGUCCGAACGAAAACGAUUUUUUUUUAAAUUUUAUUACGAUUUUUUUAAAACUAAUUUUGCAACUAGAGUUGUAGAACAUUUCAAGAGCUUUCAGAAUAUGUCUUUAGUUUUAGCUUUAGAAGAAGUUUUAUGAACGAAAAGCUAUUGAUGAAAGGCGUUCAGGCACUUUUCAUUUCUGUCUAGAGCAAUAUUGAAAUCAUUGACAUUUCUUUAGAAGAAAUCUCAUUAAAACAAGUUUAAUUCACAAUCAAAGAACAUUAAAGAAAAGUGAUAUUCAUGCUGAACAUCAAGCGACUUUUUUAAUUUAAUUAUUGCUAAAACACAAUAAAAACUGAACGAUUUGCCACAAAAAAAUUAUCCCUUUUUUUCAACUUAUACACUAGAGUAAGAUUUCAAAAAAAUCAAGCAAAAAUCUUUCUCCGUUCGAAAAAUGAUAUCGUUUUGUUAACAAAGUGCGGAGCGACAUUUUUUAAAAAUAAUUCUACACUAUGUCUGAGUGAAAUGCAAAUAAGCGAUAUGUAUGCCGGUUCACAUGUCGACACAAGGAAGUGUUGAGAGAAUAUUGUUUUAAAACAUAUUCGACAUAGUUCUAUCUAAUAAGACGCCUAGUUUUUUCGUAUUAUUAAAUUUAUUUUUAUCAAUUUUUUUUCUUUAACGAUACAAUGACUGUGUUCUUGACUCAUAUAUAUAUAUAUAUUUAUCGAUGACUUGUGGAUGGGAGUCGGUUUCUGUUGGCGAUCGUGCUAUUGCUGCUAGAAACCGUGCAGUUAUGUCGGUGGUUUGGUUUUCUAAAUUUUAUUGAUUCUUUUGUUUUGGUUGUAUUAAAUAUUUAUGAUGAAUUACAUCACAAUAGUGAUAGCAUAGCUUGAAGUCUUCUCUUGAACAUAUAUCAUUAAUCAGAGCUUGAAGAAAGAAUACCAAAAUGAGAAAAUAUUGAGAAGCUUAUCUAUAGAAAUAGAAAAAUGUUGAAUAUUUAGUAAAAUAUCUGAAUUGGCAUUAAUUUGGCUUAUUUCAUACCAAUAUAUGGAACAUUAUCCGAUAUGAUUUCUUUUUUUAUAUUCGUUUACCUACAAUUUUUCUUUGCGUAUUAUCCUGUUCUCUCAUUGAUCACUAAUUAUAAGUUUGAUCUAAAUUAUAAUGACAUUCUAAAGAACUCGAAAAUCUUUGUGGACAUAUUACAUGAAGACCAGAUUCUAGUCUUCCGGCUUUUUGUAAUCCCUCAGAAUCUGUUAUUUUUAUUUUCUUUUACUUACAUCUUUAUAGAUCAAUUCACCAAAACAGCAGGUAUUGAACAUACCGUCGCCGUUAGUACCUCUUGAUCAAGAUCAAAUAACUGAUAUUACUAGUAGUAUUGAUAAAACAAAAUAUUUAGUUCAUGAUAAUAUUCAUAUUCAAUUCUUCAAAAAUCCAAAAUUUGGUCUGUAUCUAAUUGAAUAUUUACGAAAAAAAUCAUCUGCUGUAGAAAUUAAAAUUCAACAAGUGCCAUCUAUAAAUAAUGAAUUACCUUCAUCGUUCAACUACACAUUAUAUUUAUCAGAACCAAACCAAGAGAUUGAAUCUACUUACGAUGAAAUCAAUAGAUUAUUUCAAAGUGUAAAAAUAAAAACAUAUAAAUCGACCCGAGGUAAGAACUUGUCUCUGUUAGAUUAUAAUCGUCCUUACAUGGUUUAA